UGUAGCAGCCUUAUGGAUGCAAGAAUCAAUGUGUUUAGAAUUGAUGAUCCGUCCCUAAUAGGUAAAAAUGUUAGUAGUGAGAUUCGAAAUGCCAUUGAACAUUGCAAGAUUUCCAUUCCAAUUCUCUCUGAAAAUUUUGCCUCCUCUCAUUGGUGCCUCGACGAACUAGCUCAAAUAGUUGAAUGCAAGAAAACAAAAGGGCAAGAGAUGUUGCCCAUCUUCUAUAAAGUGAAGCCCUCAGAUGUGAAAGACCUAUUGAAUUCUUUUGGAGGCAACAUGCGUCAACAAAAGAAGCUAUUCAAAAGAAGUAAGUACAAGCAGUGGAAGCAAGUUCUCAAGGAGGUUGGGUCCUCCAAAGGAUGGGAAUCCGGAAAAAUCGCAAAUGGGCAUGAAGGGGUACUUGUGAAACAAAUUGUCAAGAAGGUUUUGCGGUUGUUGAUGAAUCCCCAAACGCAUGACCGUCCCAUCACCAUCCACUGAACAUUGAGUCGAUCAUGGAGUUAGUAACGACUCAAUCAUCUCCUCUUUUACAAGAGGAUCUUCGUAGACGAUCCAAAGUGUCAUCAUCUAUUGUUCAUCAUUUGCAUUAAUUUUCUAAAGACUAACGGUGAAUUCUUUUAGAGUUAAGGAACAUGUUACUCAUAUUAUGUCGUGUAAUCUAUUUAAUAAAUAUGUCUGUUUUUGGAUUCAAAUGUGACAAGUCUGUUCUGUUACCAAAAGAAGCGUGAAUGAGGUCAUGGAAACCGAGGAAAUGGA
Molecule: messenger RNA, 756 nt
Organism: Eucalyptus grandis
Lineage: Eukaryota; Viridiplantae; Streptophyta; Magnoliopsida; Myrtales; Myrtaceae
Product: protein PHLOEM PROTEIN 2-LIKE A8
Exons: 2
Coding region: 13-480 (155 amino acids)
Biological process (GO): signal transduction
Source: RefSeq, a predicted model, not a curated record